Molecule: messenger RNA, 4288 nt
Organism: Danio aesculapii
Lineage: Eukaryota; Metazoa; Chordata; Actinopteri; Cypriniformes; Danionidae
Product: oocyte zinc finger protein XlCOF20
Exons: 2
Coding region: 318-1592 (424 amino acids)
Biological process (GO): regulation of DNA-templated transcription
Molecular function (GO): DNA-binding transcription factor activity, RNA polymerase II-specific; RNA polymerase II cis-regulatory region sequence-specific DNA binding
Source: RefSeq, a predicted model, not a curated record
AGAGUCAUUCGUUCGGGUGUCUGAAACUGCAUGGGCUCGUUUCAUAUUUAAUUUAAGAGGUUUAUUUCUAACAGUAUUUGAAGUCAUUUAACUUGCCGAUAUUUAGACGAAAACGUUUGGCGCAAUCUAUACUCAGAUUUAGUGUUUGAACAAAACACGUCAAGGUAAUUCAGAGGACUGUAAGUGUUAAUGAAGCUUCUUACGCAGCUAUACAUGAGAGUUUAAAUGCUGAGGAAUAUUCCCAUCUUCCCACAGUUGAAGAAGCAGCAAACAGGAGGAAUAACAGCAGGAAAAACCACUGACAUACUAUAGUAAAAAUGGAGAUUGAGGAAGAACCCUGCAGAAUAAAAGAUGAAGAGACAGAGGAACGAAUAGAAGUGAAAGAGGGACAAUCGCAAAGACCUAAUUUAAAAAAUGAAGACGGAAAUGCUGCAAUUUCACAACGUGAGCAGAGUUUCAUUCAUGAUGGAGAGAAACCACAUAUGUGUGCAGACUGCGGGAAGAGCUUCAGUACAUCAAGCAACCUAAAAAAACACCAGAGGAUUCACACUGGAGAGAAACCGCAUCAGUGUUCACACUGUGAGAAGAGCUUUACUCAAUCAGAGAGCCUGAAAAUUCAUCAGAUAGUUCACACUGGAGAAAAACCCUAUCAGUGCUCUUCAUGUGGGAAGAGUUUCGGCAGAUCAUUUAACCUACGUGAUCAUAAGAAAACAUGUCAGCAUUUCAAAAAUGAAGACAUUGAUAUAUCACAGAAUUUCACACAGGAACAAGCUGGAAUGAGUAAAUCUUUCACCUGCUCUGAAUGUGGAAAGAGUUUCGUGCAUAAAGGAAACUUUAACGUUCACAUGAGAGUUCACACUGGAGAAAAACCAUUCACAUGCGCUCAAUGCGGAAACAGCUUCAUUCGUAAAGAGCACUUACAUGUGCACAUGAGGAUUCACACCGGAGAGAAACCGUUCACGUGCACGCAGUGUGGAAAGAGUUUCAUAUCUGAAUCAAAACUCAAAAGACACAUGAGGGUUCACACUGGAGAAAAGCCUUAUACAUGCACUGAGUGUGGGAAGAGCUUCAGGUCUAAAAGUUUCCUGAAAGAUCAUCAUCGCUCUCACGCUGGAGUGCGCUCUUUCGGCUGUGAUCAGUGCGAUAAAACAUUUAUUACAGCGUCAACUUUAAGAUCACACCUUAAAAUUCACUCUGCUACCAAGUCUCAUGUUUGUAAUUUCUGCGGAAAGAGUUUUUCACGGUCUGAACAUUUACAAGUUCACCGGAACAUUCACACUGGAGUGAAACCGCAUGUGUGUUCAGACUGCGGGAAGAGCUUUAAAACAUCCAGCAACUUAAAAACACACCAGAGGAUUCACACUGGAGAGAAACCGUACACGUGUUCGGACUGUGGGAGGAGUUUCUCAUGUUCAUCAACACUGAAAGAUCAUGAGAGGAUGCACACUGCAGAAAAGCCGCAUCAGUGCUCAUCAUGCGGGAAGAGUUUCACUCGCUCAUAUAAUCUACAGAUACACAUGAAUAAACAGUGGUGUCUAAAUCAGGGGUUCCCAAACUUUUCAGCCCAAAAUAACAAUGCCAUUUCAUCAUGACCCCCCCACCCCUCCUUCUUUAUCCUCAGAAGGGGUUAUGAAUAUACAAGUGUUGCAUGCAAUGGUACGCCUCCAUUUCCAGGAUAUUAUAACUGAUAUAAUAUGUCCAGGGCUUGACAUUAACUUUUCUGAUCACCAGCCACUGUUGCUAGUAGUUUUCCUGGUUUCAUUAUUUUAUUAUUAGAAAUUUUUGCAGACAUUCAUUUUAAAAUACACUUAUUUUUAAAGAUAAACAUAAAACUUACAUUUUAACAAUUAAGACAUUUGAAAAGAAAAAAACAAAAACAAAACAACAAACAACAGUAUUAAAAUAAUUAAACAGAAAAGUAAACAUGCAUUCCCCCCCACCAUCGUCCCACCAGUGCUAUCCAACAAUAAACGUAGGUACUGAAGGCAUAGUAAACAUAUUAAUCACAAGUUUGUAAAAAGGAAAUAAAAGAGGACCUGUUUUUUUCAAAUAACAAAACCUUGUCUAUUAGGGUAUAUCUGAUUUUUUUUCCAGAUGUAAUGUAUCAGUUAACUCUGUCAGCCAUAAUUUAAGAGUUGGAACAUCUUUUUUCUUCCAAAACAAAAGGAUACGUUUUUGGGCAGAGAUCAACCCAUAUGAAACAAACUGUUGUUGUACCCGUGUAAGGCUCAAAAAUUCUUCAGAAACUGAAAAAAAAUUAAUAUAGGAUCUGGAUCAAUCGGAAUGUCUAAUGUAACAGAAAAACUUGAAAUAUUUAGUUCCUGAAACUCUGUAAUUUGGGAUGUAUAACAUAGGAAUGAGACAGGUUGGAAUCUAAAAACUGACAUUUGUCACACACUGGAACUAUUUUAUUCAAUUUACACCAGGAAUAAUGAAGCCUAUGAAGUACUUUAAACUGAAUGAGACAAUGUCUUGUGUUAAUGCAACAUCUGUGAACCAGUUCAAGAUUUUGUUCCAACUUGGAACUAGUAGAUUUCCAACAUUACUAGCCACUCGCCAUUUCACUUGCCAAAAUUUUGUUGUUGGGAAAAUAUAUUUUACAUGCAUAAAUAUGACUUUGACAUGCUAAAAAUGACUUGAUUUAGAUGUUGUGUUAUGUCCACAUGCCGCCUCAUUCAUUUCACUUUUUGUGUGUCAUGUAUGAGCGUGCUCAAUGAGCAUGAGCAAAUGGCUCAUGGUUUCAUAGUGUCGUAUUACAAUUCGUUUUUAUUUCACAGGACUUUUCAGAGCUCAGAAUAAAGAAUUUACCAAAUUUAUCUCUGACCAUAAAUAAUUAUUAACUGAUAACUGAUAAUAAUUAACUGAACAUAAAUUAUUAUUUCUUAGCCGCAAAUAUUAAAUGUGUCAAAACAAGCACAAUAUAGCUGUAUACUAUACUUUUGAUUUAACAAAACAUUUCUUAAAGACAACAACAAAAACAAACACUAUUGACAUUUGAAAGAGAACUGAUCACAUCAGUUGCGUUUCUAGGCAUGCUUGCUUCACGCAAGGAAACAGCCUAGCGCAUCACAUUAGCUGUUAGCACGAGUGAUCAUCCUCUCAUUCGGUAUUCACCUGCUUUCUUUUGCUUGUGCGUUAGAGGUGUGAAUCUACACUGGUCUCACGGUUCGGUUACGAUUAUCAUGCCAUCGAUUCGGUUCAAUUCGAUAUCUCGGUGCAUUGACGAUGCUUUCCAUACACAGUUUUAUAUUUUCUUCACAGCACAGCAAUUCUUGUAUUAAAAUGUAUAAAUAUAUUUAUAUACUCUUUGUUAUACAAUUUUGUCCUUUAAUAUAAACAGAUAUAUAAACUGCACCUUACAAACUCAGGUACAUGCACAGAACAACGAGCAUUUAUAGCAAAUUAACAAAUAUAAGUCGCUCGCUUUCUGAGCCUUGUGAGGUCAUUCUUACAGCCCUAUGAUUGGUCACGCGAUCAACAGAAAGGGCUGUGAUUGGCUCUUGCGCGCUGCGCUCUUCACCAAUGAGUGACACUGAUAAAUGGCCGCGGCGAUCACAGCUGAUCUAUGAAAGACAUGGUGGAGAAAACUCUGCAGACACGCGCUCGUGUCUGUAUCCAGAAGUAUCGAUGUAAAUGCCGAGAGGAGAGGAAAAGUCACGCCAGCAGGUCAAAUGAGCCACAGUGAGAGAGAAAUGGAGUUUACUUUCAUUCUCUCAAUCGCAGUGAAAUAGGGGCUUCUGCUGUAAGUGUCAGUGAAAGACUGUCCAGCAAACACACACAGUGAAAUUGUGCGUUUCUGCGUUUUUAAGUAGUUAGAGCGUUGUAAACACUCGCCAUAGUAAGCUACGGAGACAUAGCGCAUAUGAUAUAAAUGACGUCAGUACAUAAAAACCGGUUGUGAUUAUUACUGAACCGAUACCGUAUUGUGCACGUCUGCAUCGUGGUGGGCCAAAGAAACUAUUUAUUUUGACACCCCUAUUGUGCGUACAGAGUUAUCGUUGUCAGUCGUGCUGCUUCUCGAUUCUAAGAUCGCAUUUGCACGCAUAUUAGGCCAUCCGUAUUGCCUGCUUUUAAGAAAACUACAAUUUAAAAACUAUUUUCAACCAGCCAAAGUGGCUAGUGGGAGUGUCUGUCUAACCCGCCACCACUGAAAUCUACCCGCAUUUGGAGAGUGUUAAGGUCAAGCCCUGAAUAUGUCUGUAUAGUAUAUGAGAGACUUGCUUUGUUUGCCAAACAAGUGGAUCUAAUGGGAUUUGCAUUGAAAUCCUUAAAUAAAUAUUGAAAAGUU